AUGGUAGUGGCGGAAGAAGAAAGCGGAAGUGGUGGCUCUGAAGGCGGUGAUUCUGAGGGCGCUGGAGGCAACGGAGACGGUGGAUCUGCAGGUAGUGGUAGCGACAAUAACAAUACUUGCAACUGCAAUCCCGGAGAAGCUCCCUCAAUUUGCGCCGUUGUAGGAUCAGAGGGAAUACUUGUUGCUCAUGAAAAUUGUAACCAGUUUUAUACAUGCUCCAAUGGCUUGCCCGUAGUACAAAGUUGCCCUGUAAACCUGCUCUACAACCCUUACACAGAGCAAUGCGAUUGGCCUGAAAACGUACAGUGCGGUGACAGAGUGAUCCCAGAAGAUGGCGAUAAUGGUGACAGUGGCAGUGGCGGAGAAGAAAGCGGAGGUGGUGGCUCUGGAGGCAGUGAUUCCGAGGGCGCUGGAAGCAACGGGGAUAGCGGAUCUGGAGGCAGUGGUAGCGACAAUAACAAUACUUGCAACUGUAAUCCCGGAGAAGCUCCCUCAAUCUGCGCCGUUGAAGGAUCAGAGGGAGUCCUUGUUGCUCAUGAGAAUUGUAACCAGUUUUAUACAUGCUCCAAUGGCUUGCCCGUAGUACAAAGUUGCCCUGUAAACUUGCUCUACAACCCUUACACAGAGCAAUGCGAUUGGCCUGAUAACGUACAGUGCGGUGACAGAGUGAUUCCAGAAGAUUGCGAUGAUGGUGACAGUAACAGUAGCGGAGAAGAAAGCGGAGGUGGUGGCUCUGGAGGCGGUGAUUCCGAGGAUGGUGGAAGCAACGGUGAUGGUGGAUCUGGAGGCAGUGGUAGCGAUAAUAACAAUACUUGCAACUGUAAUCCCGGAGAAGCUCCCUCAAUCUGCGCCGUUGAAGGAUCAGAGGGAAUCCUUGUUGCUCAUGAAAAUUGUAACCAGUUCUACAAGUGCUCCAAUGGCUUGCCCGUAAUACAAAGUUGCCCUGUAAAUCUGCUCUACAACCCUUACACAGAGCAAUGCGAUUGGCCUGAAAACGUACAGUGCGGUGACAGAGUGAUCCCAGAAGAUGGCGAUAAUGGUGAUAGUGGCAGUGGCGGAGAAGAAAACGGAGGUGAUGGCUCUGGAGGCGGUGAUUCCGAGGAUGGUGGAAGUAACGGGGAUAGCGGAUCUGGAGGCAGUGGUAGCGACAAUAACAAUACUUGCAACUGUAAUCCUGGAGAAGCUCCCUCAAUCUGCGCCGUUGAAGGAUCAGGAGGAAUCCUUGUUGCUCAUGAGAAUUGUAACCAGUUUUAUACAUGCUCCAAUGGCUUGCCCGUAGUACAAAGUUGCCCUAUAAACCUGCUCUACAACCCUUACACAGAGCAAUGCGAUUGGCCUGAAAACGUACAGUGCGGUGACAGAGUGAUUCCAGAAGAUAGCAAUGAUGGUGACAGUAACAGUAGCGGAGAAGAAAGCGGAGGUGGUGGCUCUGGAGGCAGCGAUUCUGAGGGCGCUGGAGGCAACGGUGAUGGUGGAUCUGGAGGCAGUGGUAGCGACAAUAACAAUACUUGCAACUGCAAUCCCGGAGAAGCUCCCUCAAUCUGCGCUGUUGAAGGAUCAGAGGGAGUCCUUGUUGCUCAUGAAAAUUGUAACCAGUUCUAUAAGUGCUCCAAUGGCUUGCCCGUAAUACAAAGUUGCCCUGUAAAUCUGCUCUACAACCCUUACACAGAGCAAUGCGAUUGGCCUGAAAACGUACAGUGCGGUGACAGAGUGAUCCCAGAAGAUGGCGAUAAUGGUGAUGAUGGUAGUGGCGGAGAAGAAAGCGGAAGUGGUGGCUCUGAAGGCGGUGAUUCUGAGGGCGCUGAAGGCAACGGAGGCGGUGGAUCUGGAGGUAGUGGUAGCGACAAUAACAAUACUUGCAACUGCAAUCCCGGAGAAGCUCCCUCAAUUUGCGCCGUUGUAGGAUCAGAGGGAAUACUUGUUGCUCAUGAAAAUUGUAACCAGUUUUAUACAUGCUCCAAUGGCUUGCCUGUAGUACAAAGUUGCCCUGUAAACCUGCUCUACAACCCUUACACAGAGCAAUGCGAUUGGCCUGAAAACGUACAGUGCGGUGACAGAGUGAUUCCAGAAGAUAGCAAUGAUGGUGACAGUAACAGUAGCGGAGAAGAAAGCGGAGGUGGUGGCUCUGGAGGCAGUGAUUCUGAGGGCGCUGGAGGCAACGGUGAUGGUGGAUCUGGAGGCAGUGGUAGCGAUAAUAACAAUACUUGCAACUGUAAUCCCGGAGAAGCUCCCUCAAUCUGCGCCGUUGAAGGAUCAGAGGGAAUCCUUGUUGUUCAUGAAAAUUGUAACCAGUUCUAUAAGUGCUCCAAUGGCUUGCCCGUAAUACAAAGUUGCCCUGUAAAUCUGCUCUACAACCCUUACACAGAGCAAUGCGAUUGGCCUGAAAACGUACAGUGCGGUGACAGAGUGAUCCCAGAAGAUGGCGAUAAUGGUGAUAGUGGCAGUGGCGGAGAAGAAAACGGAGGUGAUGGCUCUGGAGGCGGUGAUUCCGAGGAUGGUGGAAGUAACGGGGAUAGCGGAUCUGGAGGCAGUGGUAGCGACAAUAACAAUACUUGCAACUGUAAUCCUGGAGAAGCUCCCUCAAUCUGCGCCGCUGAAGGAUCAGGAGGAAUCCUUGUUGCUCAUGAGAAUUGUAACCAGUUUUAUACAUGCUCCAAUGGCUUGCCCGUAGUACAAAGUUGCCCUAUAAACCUGCUCUACAACCCUUACACAGAGCAAUGCGAUUGGCCUGAAAACGUACAGUGCGGUGACAGAGUGAUUCCAGAAGAUAGCAAUGAUGGUGACAGUAACAGUAGCGGAGAAGAAAGCGGAGGUGGUGGCUCUGGAGGCAGCGAUUCUGAGGGCGCUGGAGGCAACGGUGAUGGUGGAUCUGGAGGCAGUGGUAGCGACAAUAACAAUACUUGCAACUGUAAUCCCGGAGAAGCUCCCUCAAUCUGCGCUGUUGAAGGAUCAGAGGGAGUCCUUGUUGCUCAUGAAAAUUGUAACCAGUUCUAUAAGUGCUCCAAUGGCUUGCCCGUAAUACAAAGUUGCCCUGUAAAUCUGCUCUACAACCCUUACACAGAGCAAUGCGAUUGGCCUGAAAACGUACAGUGCGGUGACAGAGUGAUCCCAGAAGAUGGCGAUAAUGGUGAUGAUGGUAGUGGCGGAGAAGAAAGCGGAAGUGGUGGCUCUGAAGGCGGUGAUUCUGAGGGCGCUGGAGGCAACGGAGACGGUGGAUCUGGAGGCAGUGGUAGCGACAAUAACAAUACUUGCAACUGCAAUCCCGGAGAAGCUCCCUCAAUUUGCGCCGUUGUAGGAUCAGAGGGAAUACUUGUUGCUCAUGAAAAUUGUAACCAGUUUUAUACAUGCUCCAAUGGCUUGCCUGUAGUACAAAGUUGCCCUGUAAAUCUGCUCUACAACCCUUACACAGAGCAAUGCGAUUGGCCUGAAAACGUACAGUGCGGUGACAGAGUGAUUCCAGAAGAUGGCAAUGAUGGUGACAGUAACAGUAGCGGAGAAGAAAGCGGAGGUGUUGGAUCUGGAGGCAGCGAUUCUGAGGGCGCUGGAGGCAACGGUGAUGGUGGCGACAAUAACAAUACUUGCAACUGUAAUCCCGGAGAAGCUCCCUCAAUCUGCGCCGUUGAAGGAUCAGAGGGAGUCCUUGUUGCUCAUGAAAAUUGUAACCAGUUCUAUAAGUGCUCCAAUGGCUUGCCCGUAAUACAAAGUUGCCCUGUAAAUCUGCUCUACAACCCUUACACAGAGCAAUGCGAUUGGCCUGAAAACGUACAGUGCGGUGACAGAGUGAUCCCAGAAGAUGGCGAUAAUGGUGAUAGUGGCAGUGGCGGAGAAGAAAACGGAGGUGAUGGCUCUGGAGGCGGUGAUUCUGAGGGCGCUGAAGGCAACGGAGACGGUGGAUCUGGAGGUAGUGGUAGCGACAAUAACAAUACUUGCAACUGCAAUCCCGGAGAAGCUCCCUCAAUCUGCGCCGUUGUAGGAUCAGAGGGAAUACUUGUUGCUCAUGAAAAUUGUAACCAGUUUUAUACAUGUAUCAAUGGCUUGCCUGUAGUACAAAGUUGCCCUGUAAAUCUGCUCUACAACCCUUACACAGAGCAAUGCGAUUGGCCCGAUAACGUACAGUGCGGCGACAGAGUGAUUCCAGAAGAUAGCGAUAAUGGUGAUGAUGGUAGUGGCGGAGAAGAAAGCGGCAGUGGUGGCUCUGGAGGCGGUGAUUCUGAGGGCGCUGGAGGCAACGGAGAUGGUGGAUCUGGAGGUAGUGGUAGCGACAAUAACAAUACUUGCAACUGCAAUCCCGGAGAAGCUUCCUCAAUUUGCGCCGUUGUAGGAUCAGAGGGAAUACUUGUUGCUCAUGAAAAUUGUAACCAGUUUUAUACAUGUAUCAAUGGCUUGCCUGUAGUACAAAGUUGCCCUGUAAAUCUGCUCUACAACCCUUACACAGAGCAAUGCGAUUGGCCCGAUAACGUACAGUGCGGUGACAGAGUGAUUCCAGAAGAUAGCGAUAAUGGUGAUGAUGGUAGUGGCGGAGAAGAUAGCGGAAGUGGUGGCUCUGGAGGCGGUGAUUCUGAGGGCGCUGGAGGCAACGGAGAUGGUGGAUCUGGAGGUAGUGGUAGCGACAAUAACAAUACUUGCAACUGCAAUCCCGGAGAAGCUCCCUCAAUUUGCGCCGUUGUAGGAUCAGAGGGAAUACUUGUUGCUCAUGAAAAUUGUAACCAGUUUUAUACAUGUAUCAAUGGCUUGCCUGUAGUACAAAGUUGCCCUGUAAAUCUGCUCUACAACCCUUACACAGAGCAAUGCGAUUGGCCCGAUAACGUACAGUGCGGCGACAGAGUGAUUCCAGAAGAUUGCGAUGAUGGUGAUAGUAACAGUGGCGGAGAAGAAAGUGUAGGUGGUGAUUCUGAGAGCGGUGGAGCCAACGGUGGUGGCGAAUCUGAAGGCAGUGGUAGCGAAAAUAACAAUACUUGCAACUGUAAUCCCGGAGAAGCUCCCUCAAUCUGCGCCGUUGAAGGAUCAGAGGGAAUCCUUGUUGCUCAUGAAAAUUGUAACCAGUUCUAUACAUGCUCCAAUGGCUUGCCCUUAGUACAAAGUUGCCCUGUAAAUCUGCUCUACAACCCUUAUACAGAGCAAUGCGAUUGGCCUGAUAACGUACAGUGCGGUGACAGAGUGAUUCCAGAAGAUAGCGAUGAUGGUGAUAGUAACAGUAGCGGAGAAGAAAGUGUGGGUGGUGAUUCUGAGAGCGGUGGAGGCAACGGUGACGGCAUAUCUGGAGGCGGUGGUAGCGACAAUAACAACACUUGCAAUUGUGAUCCAGGAGAAGCUCCCACAAUCUGUGCCGCUGAUGGAUCAGAAGGCAUCCUUGUUGCUCAUGAAAAUUGUAACCAGUUCUAUAUAUGUUCUAACGGUUUGCCCGUAGUACAAAGUUGUCCUGUAAAUCUGCUCUACAACCCUUACACUGAGCAAUGCGAUUGGCCGGCAAACGUACAAUGCGGUGACAGAGUAAUUCCUGAAGAUUGCGGUAAUGGAGACAGCGGCAGUGAUGGAGGAGAAAACGAAGGUGGUGAUAGCGGAUCUGAAAGCGGUGAUAGUGAUAAUAAUAACACUUGCAACUGCAAUCCCAGAAAAGCUCCUUCAAUUUGCGCCGUUGAAGGAUCAGAAGGUGUUCUUGUUGCUCAUGAAAAUUGUAACCAAUUCUAUACGUGCUCCAACGGCUUGCCAGUAGUACAAAAUUGUCCUGUAAAUCUGCUGUACAACCCUUAUACUGAGCGAUGCGAUUGGCCAGACAAAGUAGAUUGUGGUAAUCGUAUUAUAUCCGAUAACGAAAAAGAAAAUAAUGAUGCUGAAGACAUCAAACCUGAAUCUGGUAACAGUGAUCCUAGUAAAGCACCUGCUAUCUGUGCUACUGAAGGUUCCGAUGGAGUUCUAAUUGCUCACGAAAUUUGCAACCAAUUCUACAAAUGCUAUGAAGGUAUACCAGUCGUCUUUAAUUGCUCACCAAAUCUUUUAUACAAUCCUGUGCACGAAUGGUGCGAUUGGGCACAGAAUGUAGAUUGUGGUGAUAGAAUUCAAUAA
Messenger RNA from Parnassius apollo (apollo), 6063 nucleotides. NCBI's taxonomy places the organism in Eukaryota, Metazoa, Arthropoda, Insecta, Lepidoptera, Papilionidae. The record is from the annotation of a GenBank genome assembly.